CUUUACUUAAAUAAAUUCUGAAGUUUUAAUUUUAAAUACAGUACCUUUUUUACAGUGUCUUCUAUAAAAAAUCGAAGUACGCCAUCAGGCGAUCAGGGCAUCUGUCCCUUUUUGCACGUAUUAGGUUAAUCAUGACUUAAAUUUUUAGGUGUUCUCUUGCAGCAUAUUGGGUUUUCGGAACCAUAUGAUGAUAUGAUGAGACUGGUUGUUUGAGAUUCGAGCACAUAAUACGAUGGGUGCGAAAGAACACCGCUUCUUUUUUCACUCUGAACAUUCUCCCAAACCGGAGAAGACUUUGGAAACCACGGAAUCGCACAUGUCGUUUCUCCACCGUCGUCCAAGUCACACGUUUCUUCUCCAUUUUGAUUUGCGGAAGAAUAGCAGCGAGUUUCCCGACACGACCACAGGAAACCCACGACGGACGAGCGAAGCCACUUUCCCUUACACUUAUCGCAAUACUGCGGACCAGGUGGUCUUGAUCAGUCUGGGCUUGGUUCCGGCGUCCGUUCGGGAUCGCUGCGAGCGGAUUGUGUAUCCGCCCUGCGUUGAAGUGUUCUUUAAUAAGCGGAUGAAAUUGCAGGUUACCCCCGUGGAUCCCAUACCGCACCCGGAAAUCGCAGUUGAAGUACCCGUUUCGGAGUUGCUCGCGGAAAAUCGACUGGCUGUCACAUGGAUGGAUCCAGUAAACACCAGCCCAGAUUUUCCGCUGAAUUCUUCGCCACUUCCGUCUUAUGCCGUAUCCGUUUUCCUUACGAGAAGGAAACGGAUAACAACGAUUGUCGAGGAAAUCAAGUCGGCUGUCAAGUCACUUGACGAGUGUGUAGCUGAAGAGUGUCUGCGGUUCACAUCAGCGGAGGAUGAAGGCGUUUCUGCUGGAGAACGGUGUGUUUCAUUAGCUUGUCCAGUUUUGAAGAAGCGUCCACUUAAUCCAGCUCGAGGCAGAAAUUGUCCUCACGUUGAAUGCUACGAUGUCAGCGCGUAUGUCUCCAUCAAUUUUCCCAGCUCAAAAGCCCGCUGGAAGUGUCCAUAUUGCAGUCGCACAGUACUGCCACAGGAUCUCCGUGUCGACGAAUUUUUCCAAGAGUUGCUGAAAUUUACUGAUAAGGAAAAAAUCGAAUUAUUCCGCGAAGGAUUCGAUCUCGUUAUUCGGGAACCUUUGGACGACUCCAUAGUUAUUGAUCUCGAAGAAGAUGAAUUGGAUCUCGAUACAAACCCAACUGUGAAAACCGCACAAGAUAGGUGUUCACAGCCUGCCGAACUGUCCAUUCAGGAGGACAUACAGGAGUACGUUCUGGAUAGCGAUAGCGACAUAUCCAUACUGGGAAUUAAGGAUGAUCAGUCUUUGGGCGAUGAGGAUGAUGACAACAAUCGUAGCGAUAACGAUGAAAUGGAUGCAGAUGAUGAUUCCGAUCCACAAUCGGCUGGCAGUUCCAGUGGUGGAGCGCCUGUUAGCCGUCAAACUUACCCGGAGCCAGAGGAUGAUGACAGUGUUCCUGUAACAGUGAUCUUUUCUCGGAAGUUUGAGUGAUUCUCGUACAAAAAAAUAAUGCAUUUCCGUAAGGAAUAGUAUACUACAGUAUUUUUGUGUACUAAAGUUGUUGAUGAUUCUCUACGAGUAUAGUUUUGUUGUACACAUUCUGCAGAUCUGCACAUUGUUGUAAAUGCGCUGUAAAAAGUGGUUUUACUUGCAAUUCUUUUCGAUGCUUUUUAAUUUUUACGUAUUGAUGCUUGUCUCAAACACCGAAAUAUACGUAGCAGUCUGUCUGUAAAAAAUAAAUACGUAUUGUAGAUUAUGUGCGAAAUAUUCAGUUGUUCCUUAUUUAGA
Molecule: messenger RNA, 1825 nt
Organism: Paramacrobiotus metropolitanus
Lineage: Eukaryota; Metazoa; Tardigrada; Eutardigrada; Parachela; Macrobiotidae
Product: E3 SUMO-protein ligase PIAS1-like
Exons: 9
Coding region: 233-1528 (431 amino acids)
Biological process (GO): protein sumoylation
Molecular function (GO): SUMO ligase activity; zinc ion binding
Source: RefSeq, a predicted model, not a curated record